GGACGUCGAGCGCACGAUGUUCGAGUAAAAUGGCAACACUCGCGGCGGGAAAGAAAAAUGUGCGAAAGAAAGAAUCAGCUGUUCGUCCUCCAGACCGUGUUUCCGGUUCUUUUGUUGAGCCAGGUGAUACCACAAUGGCAGAUAUUUGGAAGUAUUCUCAGCGUCCUGACACCUCCUUUGAUCCUCAAACGAUGAACCGGUCUAUUGAUCAGAGAAGAGAUGACAGACGCCAAGCAAGACAUGGUGAUCUCUCAUUCAGCAUUCUUGACAGAUCAAUAGAACCAAGAGAAGAACUAAGGAGCAAUGUAUUACAGAACGAUCGCAUCAGAAAAUCUAUGGGAAUGUUGGAGCAAGCCACUGGGAUACAGGGGACUCCUGCACCAGGUAUCUAUCCAUUCAACCAAUCAGCAAGAACUCCUGGGAGUGAGAUGAAAAGAAGAACAUAUACUCCUCAGAAACCACCCAUGACCUCAGAGUUUGAUGUUUCAGAUACGGUUGGAUUCACACCUGCGAGAUCCUUUCUCACACCUUCAGCUAAGCUUUCCGUUUCCAUGGGUGAGCCGACACGCAACCUGCAAACCUCCAUCCUGUCCAGUCCACAGUAUAAUGACUCAGUGAUGGAUCAAACGGGAAUGACCAUGGAUAUGACAAGAGCGAAUCUCCUAUUGCAAGAAGAUCCAGGUCAACUAGCAACUGAAGGGCUGUUUGAUGAAUUUCUAAGUGCCUUCAAGAAACAUCAAUCCUUGACCGAUGUCUUCGCCUUGGUGUCCGAGUAUGAGCGUCUCUGCCAUGAACAGGUCACUAUGCUAGACAGACUCAUGACAAAAACACUACCCAGUCAGAAAAGCUUUUCACGCACGCUUCAGGUACUCCGUCUCCUGACCCAGGAGAAAGCUACGUGGCGUCUGAUUGGUUCAUUGUAUCAAGACCGACAGAUGUCAGCCGAAGACCAAGAUGGUGUCGGUAUCACUCUCGACAGAAUCCAUACUGAGCAUCUCAGCGAAAGAGAAAUUGUAGACUCUUUGUUUGAGAGGGACGCCAUUGUCAGACAGCAUCAGAUUGUGGUAGAUUGGUUGGAAAGCAUAGCAGCAGAUCAGUCUGCAUUCUCAUACAACAAAGUACAGUUCUAUUCACAUUCAGUGUGCUGGGAAAAUACCCUCCAUGAAUUGCAGCAGAGGGCAGUCUCCGGAUCGGCAACGAGAGAGUCGAUGGUGACCUCACUUGACCCUGAUGCCCCUGUCCGAGAGAACAAACCAUUGGCUGACCUUGACAAGGAAGAUGAGAUCAAGCUGCUACUCAAUGUCUUUGCCAACAUCCGGGCUGGAAGGUUGGAGGAGGCCCAAAGGCUGUGCAAAGAAUCUGGUCAAGCUUGGAGGGCGGCGUCACUAGAGGGGUGGAGGUUAUAUCAUGAUCGCAAUAUGAACUCAGUUGAAAACUCUGGUGAACUUGCCCCAAUAGAAGGCAACACAUACCGGGACAUCUGGAAGAAUGUGUGCUGGAGAAUGGCGGAGGAUGAGAGGUUCCACCUGUAUGAGAGGGCCAUCUAUGCCGUCCUUAGUGGAAACCUGAGAGAGCUGCUACCAGCUUGUAACCUUUGGGAGGACUGUCUUUGGGCGUACUUCAAGGUUCUAGUCGACCAGGAAGUGGAGAGAGAGAUCCGGGACCAACUGAGAUCAGACAGGGCACUUCAACCUCUGCCUCAGGGCUAUUAUACAAAAGACCUCACACCGCCCAAGAUUUUCCAAGAACUUCAUGCACAUCCAAAUCAAAAAGUGGAAUCUCAGGCCAAGGAGAAGCUUCACCUUAUUCAGAAGUACAUCAUACUGGGUGAUAUUGACACCCUCCUUGAAGAAAUGAGUGAAUGGUUAAGAGAGAUUAACCCUCGUCCUUCUCAUCAUCUGGUCCGUUUCAUGGCUCAUCUAGCUUUAACCUUGCGAUCUUUAGGACUGUCAACUAGAGAUGAGAUAUGUAUCUCUGUCAUUGAGGCCUAUGUCAAGGAUCUGAUUUCCGAAGAGAAGACUGAGCUGGUUGCUAUAUAUGUUGCACAACUUCCCCCUGAUCUCCAGGUCAUGUGGUACGCAAAGUUUCUGGAAGGUAUCCAUGCCAAGGAACAGAGGCAGUACUGCUUACAACUAGCUGAAGAUGCAGGGUUGGAUGUAGCAGCGAUCACCAAGAAGGUUGUAGAGACUCUGAGAUUUAAAGAAGAUGAGGAGCCGGGUGCAGAUAUCAUACACACGGCGGCACUGGAAGCAGCAACAUCUCAGGAGGAUCGCCGAAAGAUUGAGGCCAUAGAUUGGUUAGUGUUUGAUCCGUCACAGAGAGCUGAAGCCGUCAAACAAUGCAAUGCCAUCAUCAGAGCUUUCCUCGCCACUAAGAAGCAUGAUGCUGCCAGGGAAGUCUUCAAGAAGCUUCCAGAAGACUCUAUUGAUGUGAUCCUCAGGAAUUGGAGGGCCAUGGCUGGAUCUGUUCCACCUCCUGUGCAGGAUGCUAAUGCUAUCAGAGAAUAUCUCUGCAUCAAAGCCUAUCUGGAUGCCUUGGAUGCUUACAAUGAUUGGUUCGCUCACUACCACAAUAAGAAGCCAAGUCCUCCUUCCCUACCAGAGGAUGCUAACUUUCAUGACAGAGUACGCUACGAACACGAGCACAAAGAAUACGAGAUGGAAUUAGAGAGAUGGGAACAGAGUGUACUAGCACUCACCAAGGGUGUAUCCGAUACCAUGUACAAUGUGCUUCUCUUUGUGGACGGGGGAUGGAUGGUCGACCAGACUUUCGAUGACGAUGAGGAAGAAGUUGAUGAGGUUCGUGUAAGUCAGAUGCAGAGGUUACGAGAGCUGUGCCUGCCGAGGAUGUGCCUUCUCCUGCACUCCGUUCUUCAUUCCACACACCAGUACAAGGAUUGCCUGAUUCUGGCUGACGUUGUCGCAUCGGAGCAGCACCAGCUUUAUAAGGUGUUCAGCAAGCCUGAAUUGAAACAAGUUCUCUCGCGUCUUAGGGAGUCGUCACUGCAACUCUUAGAUCAAAGUCUUGAUGCGUUAGGUUAUGAAAUUGCAUCAUGAUCAUAUGACCAGACACUAUUGGAAUGACUUUUCCUGAAACAUGCAUAUAGGAAUGUUGACAAUAAACUUCCAAAACUACACUAAGGAUGGGAUGAACCUUGCCUCAUAAUAAACUAGGUCACCCAAUUCACUCAUAAAGUGUAACCAAUAUGGCACCACCAAAGAAGUGUAAUACAGUAAAAGUUUUUAAUGGCAGCACAAUUCCCAUUUCAUAAUAAUUUUGUUUGAAAGGCCGAGUUAUCAAGUAUGAGAGAAGAAUACAGCCCUUCCAAUCAUUCUGAUGUCUUUCUUUUCAUUUAAAUGAAAUAAAAAGGUUUCUUUUAUUAACUCUAUCCUUCCCAGGGGUGGGGGGGGCAAAAACAGACCCCCUCCCCAACAUUUUUACGAUAAAUCUGUAACAUGAAAAGAUCUUUUUUCCUUCCAAAUCUUGCGCAACUUUAACUUUUUUUAAUGCAGGGUUACGCCGUUCUGAAGUUAUUUAGAAUUUUGUAAGUGCAUGUCAGACCCAAUAUUAAAAACAUGAUUUCAUGUACAAAUCCAAUGCAAAUUCUGGAUGUAGCCAAAAUUCAUAAAUAUAUCAUCAUUUUAUUUGUACUGAUUAAAAGUAAUGUAUUUUAUAUUAUUUAUGACUGAAAAAGUGUUGCUGAUGAUUUCCAUAAAAACAACAAUGAAAACCAUAAAGUAAAAAAACCAAAGAAAUGCAUAAGAAAUUAAACAAGCAGUAAAAUACAUAAGAAAAAACUUGAUAUUGCCAUUUCUUGAAUAUACAUUUGAUAAUAAUUGUAAGGAGAGUGUCCAGACCAAAUUCUAGCAGUUUUGAGGGCUAUAUUUUAAUAUUAACAGUCAAUUUGUGAUUUGAUGCAUUAAUUAGCAUAAUUGAAUAAUUCAAAUUGACAAUUUAAUCAUGAAGGUUAUAUCAUGGAUGAUGUGCGUGACAAUUUUUUGUCACGUCACGUGAUCAACGGCUCAGAUCUUAGGAGGGGGUGUUUCCCUCCCCCCCCCCCCGCUGUAAGGGUUAAGUCUUCCAGUUAAUAGGUUUUCUUUUUUUGAGAGAGGAAAUGUAAUACAAGCUUCACAAAAUCUAUAGAGUUCGUACUCUCAUUAGAGUGAGCGAAAUAGAGUUUGUUUUGUGUAUUUUUCACCUUCAAAAGGGAAAGUUGUUUGUGUGACAAUGCACAUCUUGGUUGCAUUAUAUUACCAAUGUGACAAUCUCCGUAUCAUUAGUAUUUUGGACAUUCAAAUGCUCAGUAACUUGUCCAUUUUAUCACAAACCUUCACCAAAAUCUUACAGAUUUUUCUUUUUUUCACACAACCUAACUUGUUCCAAAAUGUUUGUUUUCCAUUAAUAGUAAUAUUUUUGUCCAUAUUCCAUAUUAUUUUUUCUGUUAUUUGUGUCAAAUACUAGAAGAAUCAUGACUGUCAAAUGUAUAUUGUAUAAAGUUACUUUCUACUCACAUUUUUUUUGUAAGAUGAAGCAUGUUCCUGUGAAAGAAACCACAAUGUUAUUUUGUAAAUAUAAGCUGCUGAUAAAAAUAAUGAACAAACCCUGUA
Molecule: messenger RNA, 4607 nt
Organism: Lytechinus variegatus (green sea urchin)
Lineage: Eukaryota; Metazoa; Echinodermata; Echinoidea; Temnopleuroida; Toxopneustidae
Product: nuclear pore complex protein Nup107-like
Exons: 24
Coding region: 30-3056 (1008 amino acids)
Biological process (GO): protein import into nucleus; post-transcriptional tethering of RNA polymerase II gene DNA at nuclear periphery; regulation of DNA-templated transcription
Cellular component (GO): nuclear pore outer ring; nuclear pore
Molecular function (GO): structural constituent of nuclear pore
Source: RefSeq, a predicted model, not a curated record